Messenger RNA from Dermacentor albipictus, 2634 nucleotides. Its product is annotated as neprilysin-1-like. Gene Ontology annotation, cellular component: plasma membrane. NCBI's taxonomy places the organism in Eukaryota, Metazoa, Arthropoda, Arachnida, Ixodida, Ixodidae. The record is from RefSeq and is a predicted model, not a curated record. Gene Ontology annotation, biological process: protein processing. Gene Ontology annotation, molecular function: metalloendopeptidase activity.
AGCUGUGGAAGGCUGUCGGUCCACUUUGGUCUCUGCGAAGCACGCCCUGAACCAUGGAUGACAUAUCCAAGAAAACGGAUGAACGAGUACCUCGAGGGACGGCACAGGCGGAGCCCAGGCCCUCGCAGUCCACGGUCGACGAUCCGGCAGUGCGGUCAUCGGACGGGACUUCGAGCAAGCAGGCAAAACAUGGCGAAAGCCUCAACGCAUCUGAGCAGCAGGCCAAGAACGCCAGCCCUCGGUCGCGCAGACGCAAGCCGCGAGGGGGAUACUUGUUAUCCCCCAAGAGAAGCGAGGACACGACCCGGCGCACGUCGGCCGUGGAGCGGGCCCUGCGCUGGCGGACCGGCAUGUGCCUGCUCCUGGCGCUCGUGGUGGCGGCGUCGGCGCUGCUGUUCGUCUACCUGCUGUUCUUCAAGGACCCUCGCCGGCGCGUCGACUACUGCUUCACCGAGGACUGCGUGGCGCACGCCGCCGAGCUGCUCGGCACGCUCAACGCGGAGGCCGACCCGUGCCAAGACUUCUACGAGUUUGCUUGCGGCAAGGCGACCGACGCCGGAAGGAGUGGGAGGGAUCCGCUCGUCCACAGGAUGUAUCUUAGGACCCUCGAUGCCGGCGCCAGAUCGCUCGAGGAAAACCAAGCCGCCACCGCCGCCGCAGGGUCCACGCUCACAGCCGAGCUGCUCUACCAGAGCUGCGUCGGCCCGAAGCGCAGCGACGCCGAGCGCAGCCUGGCCGAAUUCCGAGAGUUCCGCGCUGCGCGCGGCAUGCGCUGGCCCGAGAGCCCGCAGCCGGCCGACGGCGUGGACCCGCUGGACCUGAUGCUGGACCUGGCCAUCAACUGGAACCUCAACUUCCUCUUCGACGUGCGCGUCCUCGCCCUGCCGACGGCCGAGCCCGCGCUGGUGCUCUCCCGCGGCAAGCUCGGCUACGUCUGGCAGGACGACGUCCGCCGCAGGUCCGUGCAAGGCGGCGCGCAGGAAUACGAAGGCUACGUGCACGAGUACUACCGGGUCCUCUCGGUGGCGCCACAGUCGAACGUUACGGCGGCGACGUUGAGGGAACUGGAGGAGGCCAUCCUGGCGGCCAAGCUCGACGUGGCUGCCGACGAGUCGGAGCAGACCUGGUUUCAGUUUAGCUCCCUCGGCAACAACACGCCCUCUGUUGAACCCGGCGCGUGGCUUACGCUGGUCAACAAGCAGUUUGCGGGGCAGUUCGUUUGGUCCGACGAGCACUGGGUCGUCGUCGACGGGCCAGCGGUGCUCAGCCACGUGGACAAGCUGCUGCAGGCCUACGGAAACCAACUGCUAGUCGUGGGUCUCGCCUGGGUCUUCGUCCAGUCGCACCUUUGGGCGGUCGCCAACAGGGCCGAGCUGGUCUUCCGCGAUGACACCGUCGGACACCGCAGGCACGCCUGCUUCGAGUACGCCGAGUCCCGAUUCGGUUUGCUGAGUGUGGCCGAGCUCCUGGCUAAGACUUUCGGCCCGGAAGACGCCAGGCGGAACGUGGCUGAUUUCGAGAGCGUCCUGAAACUAGCCGCUGCGGCGAAGCUGGGCGAGUCCACCUGGAUCGAGGCUUCAGCUAAAAAGGUGGCGCUCCGUAAAGUGGACAGGCUCUCGCUGGUGCUGCUGCCGCCGGCCGAUUUCUUCGACAAGGAUUGGCGUCAGCGACUCGGCGAUCGCUACGGCGCCGCUGGAACGGGCUUUGUGAGCAACCUGCUGAACGCCUCGCGUUCCUACCGCGACCUGCGCUCAGAGAGGUCGCUCUUCGACAGCGUCUGCAGCCGUCGCAUGUUUCCCAGCGACCGCCACGCCAGCUACGUCUACGUCGCCAAUCGUGCCGACGUGUCGCUGGGUUCGGUCGCGGCUCCGCUGUACUACCUGAAAGGCACGUUCGCCAUGAACUACGGCGCUCUGGGCACGGUCUUGGCGGCGCAGUACGCCAGGAGCUUCGAUCUGCGCGGCAGCGGGCUCGACGAAUCCGGCAGGCGAACGCGCUGGUGGAAGCAGGCCGACUACCGCAGCAGGGCAGAGUGCGAGCUCGCGGCCCACAACGGCAACGAGUCCGCCCUCGAUGCGGUGCGAGUGUUUCCGGCCUUGGUGGCGCUGGAGAUAGCCUUCGCGGCCUUCAAGCAGGCCGUCCACGAAGAUUCACAGCGGUUGUACGAUUUCAAGUUGCCCCACCUGGAUGCAUACACGGAUAAGCACAUCUUCUUCAUCACCUACUGCCACACCCUCUGCGGCGCCCCCUCCGCGAGGGAGCGCUGCAACGUUCCUCUGCGUCACUUCCUGCCUUUCCUCAAAGCCUUCCGCUGCUCGCGGGACUCUGCGAUGAGCGCCGCUGAGAAGUGCAGCUUCUUGGACGCCUAGACACCGACUACCGGCUUACGCAAUUUUUCGCGUUUACGAUACAAGUGCAUUGUUAUAGCUGUGUCUUACGUUUGCGUAGCUCAAGCUAAUCUCGAUUGUUUAAUGGUUGUAUGACGUACGCAAACACGCGUCGUUUAGGUUAGGCUGUGAGCAUUAUUAAUUUUUCUUUGUUUUAUUGAUUUCCGUCAGCCCUGUACAGGGCUUUCACAGGAGUGGAUAAAGAUGCGUGUAUGCCACACAGAGAGCAACACGAAGGAUCAUAUGA